GACUGUACGAAGAUGACGUAGGGGUCAAUGUCUGUAUAUGCAGCUAUCGUCAUUUUAGCUCGUUAAGGUUAAUCGCACGUAGACUGGAAGUGGAAGAGGAAGUUAGGGAUAGCCAUAUUAUAAUUUUGAUUUUCUUAUUAAAUACGCUCUUUCUGACAUCUUUUGACCAGUCGGUAAUUUUAUGUGUUUUGAUUAUCAAUAAAACACACGAAGAAAAAUUGUCCAGAAGAUCUCGUACAAGGAAAUUUGAAUCAUAUGUAUCACUGAGCGUGUUUCUCGAUAUCAUUAUCAAGACCUUGUUUAACUUUAGGCUUAGCUUCGUUAGUGAAAUCUUUGGUAUUAAACAUUUCUCAAUUCUACUUUUCUAGGCUUUGAUUGUAGAAUGUGAUGUUCGAACUAUUGCCUAUUACGUGUAAAAGAAAGAAAAAAAUAUUUAAUAAUGAGUGGUAGACCAAGAACCACCUCCUUUGCAGAAGGUAAUAAACAUCAGCAGCAACAACAGCCAAGUUUUUCAGGAGUUAAAAUAAGCAGCCAGCUGAAUGCAGCAGGUCCCAUGGUGUUGUGAGAGACACAACUCAACUAGCGAGAAAGCAGCACACACCUACAGCAGUCACGAUAGAUACUAUCUGCAGUCAUGGAUACCACAGAACGCUCCCCUUCAGUUCACAGUAAAGAUGGAGGAAAGGUGACUACAGUUUUGGCAACUCCAGGCCAGGGACCUGACAGGCCACAGGAAGUAUCCUACACUGAUACCAAAGUUAUUGGAAAUGGUUCUUUUGGUGUGGUUUAUCAAGCUCGACUUGUAGAUACUGGAGAGUUGGUUGCUAUCAAAAAAGUUUUGCAAGACAAGAGAUUUAAGAAUAGGGAGCUGCAGAUUAUGAGACGCUUGGAUCACUGUAAUAUAGUCAGACUGAAGUACUUUUUCUAUUCAAGUGGAGAAAGGAAAGAUGAAGUAUACCUCAACUUGGUCAUGGAAUUUAUUCCUGAAAUGGUCUAUAGAGUAGCAAGACACUAUAGUAAAUCAAGACAAACCAUACCAAUAUCAUUUAUUAAGUUGUACAUGUAUCAGCUGUUCCGCAGUUUAGCCUACAUUCAUUCCUUAGGAAUCUGUCAUCGAGACAUAAAGCCACAAAACUUACUUCUAGAUCCAGAGACAGGAGUUCUAAAGUUGUGUGAUUUUGGAAGUGCUAAGAACCUAAUUAGAGGUGAACCAAAUGUUUCAUACAUUUGCUCACGUUACUACCGAGCACCAGAAUUGAUAUUUGGUGCUACUGACUAUACAACAAUGAUAGAUGUCUGGUCAGCAGGAUGCGUGCUUGCAGAACUAUUACUUGGUCAGCCUAUCUUUCCUGGUGACAGUGGGGUGGACCAAUUGGUAGAGAUUAUCAAGGUUCUUGGGACUCCCACCAAAGAACAAAUCAGGGAGAUGAACCGUAACUACACGGAAUUUAAGUUUCCUCAAAUCAAGGCCCAUCCUUGGCAAAAGGUAUUCCGAGCUCGGACACCUCCUGAAGCCAUUGAUCUUGUUGCAAAGUUACUAGAAUAUACUCCAUCAGCUCGUAUCACUCCUCUGCAAGCAUGUGCUCAUACUUUUUUUGAUGAAUUACGUGAACCAGGGACAAAAUUACCGACUGGGAGAGAAUUGCCACCUUUAUUUAAUUUUACUGAGAAUGAACUGCGAAUCCAGCCAUCACUGAACUCUAUUCUUAUUCCUCCCCAUAUUCGCAACAACGUUGGAAAUCCUCAAAACCCUGUAACCUCAGCUAAUCCAGGAGGGAAUUCAGAAGAAGCUGGUAGUAAUGGAAACCCAUGUCUAGGUGGUGGCAGUAUGGGAACUGGAGAGAUUGCUAAUUCUGUUGCCAUGGCAGGAUCUAGUGCAGAGGCUUCAUCAUCUGCCCAAGCUUCAGCAUCAACAGCUACAGCGUGAUUUUAACACUGUUGAAUUGCUGGACUAACUGGCAGCUAAGCCUAACAUGAUGAGCAAGCGAAUAGAAGAGUGAAUGUUAAAGAUAACAAGCAGCAGUGUAGAAACAUUUGGACUCAUAGUGGUAACAAAAUAUUAACCGACUCCCCAGUGCAGCACAUUGUCUGCAUCUUAGACCAGUCCAGCCAUUUAUGGCUUGUAUCUUUUUGUUUGUUGAAAAUUCUUGUAAGCCUUAGUAAGUAAAGGUUUAUAUUGCAUGUAAGAAUACAGAGUGCUUGUACAUAGGCCAAAAUGCUUUAUCAGUGUGUUUGACUCCCUUUCACUAGGUAUUUCCCUGAUGUAUGGAGCAUGUUUAUUGUUAGCAUUUUGUAGUUUUGAACUAAACGUGACAAACACAAGUGUUAUAAAGGAAUACAUCAGUUUAAAUAAAAUAUUGUCUAAUAAUUGGUUUAGUGAAAGCUGCAUUUUUAACUUUUAAUGUUGCCAGAUUUAUAUCUGAGUAACCAAUUAGUAAAUGUUUGCUGCACUUGCAUCAAAGUAUUCACAAGUAUAAUGAACGAGAGAAAGACUUAGAAAAAUAUUUAAAUCAAGAAAUUAUAUUUAAGAUUUACAGGUUUUUCAUUGCAUACAUGAAAUUUAAAGAAAUCAGUGAAAUACGCUUGUGAGUUGCAUCUAAUUAAUAUUUCUUGCCAAAUGACAGAGCUGUAAUCACAGUGACAUUUGAGUAUUAUUUCUGAACAAAUUGAUAUAUUAUUAUUUAUAAUGUUUUCCAGCUGAAAAGUCAGGGAUUGUAAAUGUGCCUGUUUUGUGGAAGUAACUCCUUUAUAACCAGAAGUUUGUAAUGUUUUCACGAUGCUUGGCAUCCCACAAGUAAUGAAAAGGGAAUUUUUUUGUAUAUAUAAAUAUAUAUAUAAUAUUUGUGGUACCAGUCUUGAGUUAUAUCCCAGUGCUUAACCUUAGUAAAAUAUUUGCUUUUCAAGUCACUGCUUUAUUAUUUUUAAAAAACAACCUAUUAAAAAGUGUGCAUAAAAAAUAACAAAGCAUUUCUGGAUGUUAUCCAUGUGUUUAGAAAAAAAUUGGUUUAUUUUGGAGAUUUUUUUUUUUACAGGAAAUUAUUGAUGGUAUAAAUGAGUUCUUGAAGCACACGAGGAAGUUUAAUAGUAAACACUUGUAAUCUAUAAAUACUGACUAAUAUGAAAGGUUUAUUAGAGUUUUAUAUUAAACAAAAUUUAGUUAUUCUCUUAAUUCAGGUUUUAUAGAAAUGAAAGUUUGUUUUAAGAUGUGAUGUUGUGUCUUUUGAUUGUACCUAGCAACUUCAGGUUUAUCUUGUGAUUGUAGAAGGCUUUUUGCCAUGUACAUUUUAAUUUUUGGCUUGCAUUUGUAUACUUACAUUUUGUAAGAUACUUUCUUCUAUAACAGUAAUAAGAAGUCCUAGAUCUAAACAGUUUUCUAUUCAUGAGGAUUAUUGUAGAAAUAAUGUUCUUAUGUAGUUACGAUAAACUAAAUGUUUUGGAAUGUGAAGUAACUUCAAUUUGUGAGAACUUUUUAUUUUCUUCAAAAUUUCACUGUCCUGUUAGAGAAGAAUUAUAAAAUAUAUUUUUUUUCUGCCAGAAAAUUUAUUUCAUAUAGCUGGAGAUUUCCAGAAAAACCUUUUAUUUGAUAUUAAAUUAUGUAUUGUUUUAGAUUAUUUGAAAACACUAUUUGAUUUAGAUGUAGUUUUCUUAUUAUGGAUCAACGGUUAUGUGUCUCAUUUCAUCUUUUCUUAAGACACAAAAUAACUGAUGGUUAAAAUACUAUCCAAAUAUUUUGUUUUGAAUUUUUCCCAUUGGCCUUAUAAUUAUUACCAAGUUGUUCAUUUCAUUACUUUAUUAUUGUUUUCAGUAACUUGCAUAAAAGAUCGUAUGAUUUCUAGUGUCACAUAUGUAGAAUUGUAUUUUAAUUUGUGUACAGCUAACUUGGACCUUUUCAUGGGUGUCUGUUCCAAUUUUUUAUGCAGGAAGAAGAUUUUGUAAUAAAAAAAAUUUACUUUAAAUGAAGCUUAUCAAACUAAAUCAAUCCCAUGUUCAAAGCAAACAAGAAGUCUGUCUGGAGUUUAACUUUCCUAAGUUCAGUUUAAACAUUUGUUAAAGUGGAAAAUGUUAGGAAAAGACUGAAAAAAGAACAUUUAAUAAUUCUUUCUUGUGUCAAGUUUUUAGAGGUUUUGUAUUAUCAACUUAGUGAAGUUUUGUGUGUGUAUUUGUGUGUAAAUAGAUAUCUCACAACACACAUAAUCACAUUCAUUUGUAAUAUUUUUAAGUGAGGCAAAAUUUUAAAUUAUUGUGAUGAUAACUUUUGUUAACUACAAGACAGUGGGUUUUAGAAAUAUCAGUUGGGAUUCGUCAUAAUUUAUUACUAUAUCAAGAUGGACAUAUGUUUUUUUUGGUGGUUAAUUAUAUUAGAGUGUUUGAAAAACUUGAGUUACUAAAAGAAAUUGUUCCAUGUUAAAAGAGGUAUAUUUGAGUGUAGCCCUCUAUGAUGCUAUUUCUUUAUUUUUUCAGGAUAUCAUUGUGUCUUAAUCUGGCUUUAUAGUUCAGUAAAGUAUGAAAUUCAUGUUAAUUACAGACAUAGAUGUUGUUACUAUUUUUGUUUUCAAAUGUUUAGCAGAUGUUUGUAUUAUCUAUUAGUUUGCAAAGGCAACUGGAAUUGGUAAAGUUUUACUGACGAUCUUUUAGAGAAAUAUUAUAUAAAGAUGUUGAUUUCAAUUUAAUUCUUUACAGAGCUAAGUAAAACAAUUUUAAGAUUAGUAUUUUGAAAUUAUGUCUGUCAGGAAGAUAUUAAGUAUCCAUCUGUUUGAAUGCACAUAGAAAUUCUAAACACUUAAUCCUUAUUGGCAGGAUUGAAUUUGAAGUUAUCAAUGAAAAGUUAUUUGAUGGUAAUUUUUGUUUCAUAUAGAGCUUAAAGCUUAAAAUAUGGUAAUACAUUAAGUUAUCUUAUAAAGAUUAAGGAAUUGACAUAUACAGAAUACAUCAGAAAAAUGUAACUAACAUAGAAAACACUUUGUUUGUAUGUGCCUUUAGACUGUACUUCUUAAUUGUUUUUCAGUAAAUCUUGAUUAUAGUAAUAUGUGAUUGUUUAUGGUUGGACUAUCAAAGAAGGGUAGUUUAGAUAAAGAAGCAAAGAUAGAUUACAGGUAAUUUAAUACCUUGCUGUUCUGAUAUUUAGGUAGUUUAGUAAAAUUAGUCAAGAGUUUAAUGAGAUUAUUGAAUUUGUACAAUUAAAAACAAAAUGAAACAAUGGAAAUAACUAUAAAAAAUUGGAGAAGAUUGUAGGUUUUAGACUAGAAAUGUAAUUGUACUUGUGUUUUAUUUUUUCUAAAUUUGAUGCACAUGUUUCUCUCUUUGUAUGAUUCAAUUAGAAAUUUUAUAAACUGUCAUAACUAACACUUUUUAAACUUUCUCCACAGUAUGUUUUUCUAAUCCACUUUCUUAAUGGAUUAUAGUUAUAACAGUCAAGAAACAAAUUAUAUGUCGUACCAUUUGUGAGUUUUGUAUCUAUUAAAUGUGUUUUAGGUAUUAAAUGAUGGAAGAAUUUGGCUUUUACUUCAAGAAGAUCCAAUGUUUUGUAAAAAUGUUUUUAGGUAAUUCCUAUGAAAGUUUUAUUAUUGUGUCUUCUAAUUUGUUUUAUUUACAGGUGAACUUUCAUCAUAGCUGGGUGUUCUGAACUUUUGUUGAUAGAGGUGAACAAAAAAAGGAACAUUUCCUAUCUAUGUAACAGGAAAUCAGGAACCAUAUUAUCUUGACUAGCAACAUUAGUACCUUCAUUAAAUGUUUAACAUAAAUUUGACUGAACAAAUAUCAGCUAUUUAUCAUAUUGACUAGGUGCAUUCUUGUGUUUCGCAAUCUUAUACACCAAGAUAUUUUUUGUUUAAUACAGCUUGAGGUCAUGUAGAGUCCUUUAGAAAGUACCUCAGGUGGCUUUUUG
This is a messenger RNA of Limulus polyphemus (Atlantic horseshoe crab), 5884 nucleotides long. Its product is annotated as glycogen synthase kinase-3 beta-like. Gene Ontology annotation, biological process: signal transduction; protein phosphorylation; negative regulation of canonical Wnt signaling pathway. Bases 635 to 1927 code for a protein of 430 amino acids. Gene Ontology annotation, cellular component: cytosol; cytoplasm; axon. Lineage: Eukaryota; Metazoa; Arthropoda; Merostomata; Xiphosura; Limulidae. The transcript has 10 exons. The record is from RefSeq and is a predicted model, not a curated record. Gene Ontology annotation, molecular function: ATP binding; protein serine/threonine kinase activity.